Messenger RNA from Acanthaster planci (crown-of-thorns starfish), 2452 nucleotides. RefSeq lists its product as uncharacterized. The record is from RefSeq and is a predicted model, not a curated record. Gene Ontology annotation, molecular function: protein binding. NCBI's taxonomy places the organism in Eukaryota, Metazoa, Echinodermata, Asteroidea, Valvatida, Acanthasteridae.
CAGGAGUCCCCAACAUGGCGCAACAGCAUCAACGCUUCCGUCCACAUAAACACCGGUUCUGGCUGCUUUCCCUCAGAAUCUGGAAGUGCAGUUCGCUGGCAAACAUCAGGCUGUUAGUUGGUGUUACUUGAUUCCUCAAAAUGACGACCGAUGUAUACAUUAAAUUGACAUCGGGCCGGGUAUAUCAUAUGCCCGUCCCGAAGUACGAGACGGUCCGUCAAGUAUGCGAGAAAGUAGCGGUGGAGGAAGGGGUGCCUGGCAGCAGUCUACGGCUGAAAUAUACCGGCAAAGUGCUGAACAAAGACCAUACGAUGGAUUACCUCGGUGUUCGACCUGAAACGAUUCUUAAAUCUGACAUCAUACAAGUAAAAUCGCUGACAGUCGUCAUCAAACUUCCCUCAGGUGAAACCCUUCCCCUGACGAUCCAAAAUGUCACCACUCUGCAGGAGAUCAUUGCAAGAAUCAAAGAUAAGCUGGACAAACAGGGAGUAGCCAACAAUCUAAUCUACAAGUUGAAACUGAAAGGUAAGAUUUUGACUGGUGAUAAGAGUCUGGCUGAAGACCUUGGUGUUGAAGAUGAGGCAUUAUUGGAAGUUGUAGAACAAGCUGCUAGCGCUGCUUACUAUGAUGAACCACAACGGGAGGAGGAAUUAGAUCCAGCAAUUCUGGAGGAGCUGCUUGCUAAUUUUGCUGAUGGAUGGGAUAAAAACCGUAAAGUUGAAGUAGUCUUUUCCUUCGACACAACUGGUAGCAUGUAUGAAUCUCUGAGUGAGGUGAGAAUUAAACUAGAUAACACAGUCUCUCGCUUGCUGAGAGAUAUCCCAGGUAUAAAGAUUGGAAUCAUGUCCCAUGGAGAUUAUUGUGAUCAGAGUACCUACGUCAUACGUUCCAUUGAUUUGACUUCCAAUACUGAGGAUCUACUGACAUACAUCAACCGUGUACCACGAACUGGAGGAGAAGGACCAUAUGCUUGCUAUGAGUGGGUGUUACACAAAGCCCAGGAACUGUCUUGGAGUGAAGAUGCAGCAAAGGCAUUGGUCAUUAUUGGAGAUGUGAAACCACAUGCAAUCAGUCACACUGACCAACGCAUUAACUGGCAUGAGGAACUGGAGAAGUUGUGUCAAAUGGGUGUGAAGAUUUAUGGUGUCCAAGUCAGGAACAGUGAUUCUGACAAGAACUUCUACCAAGAGCUGGCUGAGAAAUCCAGCGGAGCUUUCAUCAAGUUCCAACAUUUCAACUAUCUGACUGACAUGUUCCUUGCUGUGUGUUACCGGGAAGCAGGGGAAGAGCAACUACAGCAGUAUGCAGAGGAGGUGAAACAGGAAGGUAGGAUGACUGAAGAGCUGACAGACAUGUUCCAACAACUAGAGGAGAACCCCUCAUCCAUGACAAUGGAAAAAGAUGAAGACGGCAAGGAGAUACCUAAAGAGGGCCCUCGCUAUGUAGCAGAAGCAUGGUGGGAUCCUGAGUUGGACCGUGGUAGCCCUGUUUAUAAAUACUCCACAGACAACGACCACUGGUCUAGAGUUCAAGACUACACACAUACAUCCUAUGUAUCGACAUCAGCUCAUGGCUCUACCUGGUCCAAGAAAAGUCACAAGUUUAGAGGCAACAAAGGGAAGAGCUGUUCAAUCAUGUAACAGGAAUGGUAAAUACCUUGGAGAAGUGACUCGGUGUCAGACAGUCUCCCUCAGAUUAUUGCUAUGGUUACAUUUUGUCAAAAUUUACGGUCAUCUUAGAAAUUGGUAAGUUCCACCCUAACGUGGGCAUAAUGUAACAUUGUCUACUAACAUAAAAUGGUCUUUGAAUUGUAAGGAGACUGAAGUAUCUCACCAUUCAGUAUAAGUUUACAUGGAUGUAUGUUUGCUUUAAAAAUGCUGUUGACUUUAAAAGGCAGAAAAUCUGGCUUAGGGCUCCCUCACAGGGUUCACUCAAAUGAAAGAAUCUUGACUUUUAUUGGUUCAUGUAUUUUAUAACGUGCUGUUGUGACAAAAAAUCACUUAAGUUUAGGCACUGACUACUGAAUAAUAUGACAGAAGAAUCUCUCAAUCUUUACAACAAUUUGUGUAAUUUUUUUGUAUUGCCAAUUAUACUUGCUGUGUAUAUUGCUUUGUAAAACUUUGGUAUAUUUCACAUUAUUUUUGGGCCAACCAUGCCCCUCAUACUUUUUUUUUUUUAUUUGGUAAAUUUGAACAAGUCUUGUUUCAUUCCUGUGUUGCUGUAUAGAACACACAUUUAUUAAAAAAAAAUGUAAACAAAUGCUAAUCUAAAAAUGAAUUUCUACCAAGAGCUGUUUAUAAAUUUCUGUUUGUUCUCAAUAUGGCAUGGCCAUUAAGACUCCCAAGGAAGCUGUAUUUAGGAUUUAGAUAAUCGCUAGAGCGUGUGGUGACAAUGAUGUUUUUCUGAAGAGCACUGUUAUUAAAUGGUUUGACAUAUGCCAUCAGCCAGCGAU